CAGCCAUGAGCCGCCAGCUGCACCUCUACUCUGGACGGGAGCGCCUGGCCUUCAGCGGCUGCUCGGCAGUCAUCUCAGGCCGGGUCAGCAGCUGCUGCACCUCGUUUCGGGCUGGCGUCAAAGGCAAGGCCACCUUUGGCAGCAGGAGCCUUGUUAACCCUGGGGCCAGCCGGCGCCUGGCCCUGAGCACCGCCUCCAGGCGGGGGGGCUCUGCGCUGGGUCCCUGUGCAGCCACAGGCGGUGGCCGCCUGGGCGGCUUCGUGGGCACCGUUUUCGCCAGUGCAGGGCUGGGGCUCGCGUGUCCCUCCGUGUGCCCGCCCAGCGGCAUCCCGCAGGUCACCGUCAACAAGAGCCUCCUGGCCCCCCUCAACGUGGAGCUGGACCCCGAGUUCCAGAAGGUGCGCGCGCAGGAGCGGGAGCAGAUCAAGGCGCUGAACAAUAAAUUCGCUUCCUUCAUCGACAAGGUGCAGUUUCUGGAGCAGCAGAACCAGGUGCUGGAGACCAAGUGGGAGCUGCUGCAGCAGCUGGACCUGAACAACUAUAAGAACAACCUGGAGCCCAUCCUUAAGGGCUACAUCAGCACCCUGCAGAAGCAGAUGGAGACACUGUCCGGGGACAGGGUAAGGCUGGACUCAGAGCUGAGGAGCGUGCGAGACGUGGUGGAGGACUACAAGAAGAGGUAUGAGGUGGAGAUUAACAGACGCACAGCUGCUGAGAAUGAGUUUGUGGAGCUCAAGAAGGAUGUGGACACUGCCUACAUGAACAAGGUUGAGCUCCAGGCCAAGGUGGACUCCUUGACAGACGAGAUCAAGUUCUUCAAGUACCUGUACGAAGGGGAGAUCGCUCAGAUCCAGUCCCACAUCAGCGACACGUCCGUCAUCCUAUCCAUGGACAAUAACCGGGACCUGGACCUGGACAGCAUCAUCGCUGAGGUCCGUGCCCAGUAUGAGGACAUCUCCCUGAAGAGCAAGGCCGAGGCUGAGGCGCUGUACCAGAGCAAGAUCCAGGAGCUGCAGGUCACGGCAGGCCAGCAUGGGGAUGACCUCAAACUCACCAAGGCAGAGAUUUCAGAUCUCAACCGGCUGAUCCAGAGGAUCUGCGCGGAGAUAGGAAGUGUGAAGAAGCAGUGCUCCAACCUAGAGACAGCCAUCACUGAUGCCGAGCAACGGGGCGACUGCACCCUGAAGGACGCCCAGGCCAAGCUGGAUGAGUUGGAGGGUGCCCUGCACCAGGCCAAGGAGGAGCUGGCCCGAAUGCUGCGGGAGUACCAGGAGCUCAUGAGCACAAAGCUGGCCCUGGACGUGGAGAUCGCCACCUACCGCAAGCUGCUAGAGGGCGAGGAGUGCAGGAUGUAUGGGGACUAUCCAAAUUCCAUGAGCAUCUCUGUCAUCAGCAACACCAUCGCCAGGGCAGGAGGGGCUGGCUUCAGCGUGGGCUUUGGCGCCUCCAGCACUUACAGCUAUAAACCUUCAGCGGUAGAUGUUAAAACCAAAGGCAGCUGUGGCAGCAAGUUCAAGGAUCUCCCUGCUAAAACCUCAGGCAGCAGACGUGCAACCAAAAAGGCCUUGAGAUGAAGGGCAGGUGAAGCUGGCUCUGUGAGCAGAAAGCUU
Messenger RNA from Phacochoerus africanus (Common warthog), 1610 nucleotides. RefSeq names its product keratin, type II cytoskeletal 72-like. Gene Ontology annotation, molecular function: structural constituent of skin epidermis. Gene Ontology annotation, biological process: intermediate filament organization; keratinization. The transcript has 9 exons. The record is from RefSeq and is a predicted model, not a curated record. The coding region runs from base 6 to 1574 and encodes 522 amino acids. Gene Ontology annotation, cellular component: keratin filament. Lineage: Eukaryota; Metazoa; Chordata; Mammalia; Artiodactyla; Suidae.